Messenger RNA from Ostrinia furnacalis (Asian corn borer), 5105 nucleotides. Its product is annotated as cytospin-A. The record is from RefSeq and is a predicted model, not a curated record. Gene Ontology annotation, molecular function: protein binding. The transcript has 15 exons. Lineage: Eukaryota; Metazoa; Arthropoda; Insecta; Lepidoptera; Crambidae. The coding region runs from base 390 to 4571 and encodes 1393 amino acids.
CAAGUUUGUUUGAAUCGGCGGACCACGGAUGUCGUUUUAGCCGGUGCUUUCUUUUUUUCGAACUUUUUAUGUAACAAACAAAGUUAUAGUUUAUCGAUGGUGCAUUAGUUGUGCAUUUAUAGUGACGUGUACGUUUUUCGGCUAUCGGUGUUUGGUAGUGAGGUGAUUUUAGUGUUGUGUUGGUGAUUGUCGCGAUGCCUGAUGUUAAAACAAUUGAACUUAUUUACUUACUGGUGUCAUUAUUACACAGUCGCUUUCUCAUAUUGAUAGCGUCGUCAAACCGUACAAUGUAACUGCCGGAUUCCGAUCACGCACAUCCAAGUGGCAGCCGAUAUGCAAACGAACUCUUUCGACCAGUGAUACGAACGAACAUGAUAUAAGCCGACAAGAUGAUGAAGUUCAAGUCCUUGUUCCGUAGAGGACCUUCGAGCCAGGGGAAGCAGGAGGCGACACUAAAAGGCGCCCCAUCCGUGUCCAGUCUCGACUCCAAGCACCACAAAGUAGCCCCAGCCAGAGACAAGUCCUUGAAGAUAUUCGGGUCAAAAGAGAAGCUGCAUAAAGCGCAUAAGAAGAAGGACUUGGGGAACAAUAAUGCGUUGGUGGAAGACCCUGAAUUGAGGGAGGCUUUGGACACGUACGACGAUGGGGCGGUCAGGCUCCACGAUUACAGCAGCGCUGAGGAGCUGGGAGGCUCGGUAGGCGAGAGGGGCUCGCAGGAGUGCGUCAGUCUGCCGGUCACCCUCAACGCUGAACACAUGUCCGGCUUCCAGGAAGUGGAGCUCAGGCCUCGAGUACCAUCUGAGGCAUCCCUGGCGUCAGGCGUCCGUGAGAUCGAGUCCCUGAAGCGAGAGCUGGAAGUGAGCGCCAUGGAGCGAGCUCAGCUUCAGGCCAGAGUUGAUGAGCUGCUCGAGCGAGCGGCGGAAGCGGAGCGACUGCGAGCUGAGCUGGAACGAAUGAAGACAUCAGAAGCGGAGCGUUCAGCGGCGAUGGAGCGUCUCGCUGACGAGAACGGCGCGUUGCGGGCGCGUCUCCGCGGCGUCGCGCACUCGCCGCUGUCGGACAGCGAGAAGCGGCAGCUGCUGCUGGCGCCCGCGCCGCGCCGCAUGCACUCCUCCGCGCCCGCCUCCAUCGCGCUCGCGCACAACGGCGAGGGCGACAGCGGCGAGGCGAGCACGCCGGAGUGGGACAAGCACUCGUCGUCGUCACUCAGCGAAGUGUCCGUGGCCUGCCUGCAGGACCGCAUCCUGCAGAUGGAGGAGCACCACUACAGCACAAGCGAAGAGUUGCAAGCAACUUUAGCGGAGCUGGCGGACCUGCAGUCUCAGCUGGCGGACGCGCACGCGGACAUGGAGCGGCUGACAGACGAGAAGCAGGUCCUGCUGGAGUCUCUCUGCCGCCAGACGGAGAAGCUGGAGGACAGCCGCACGAAGGUGGACACCCUUCAAGAGCUGCUUCUACGCGAAGGAGUCGAACCUGAAACACUGGUGCCCGGUGACAUCGACCAACAACUCUUCGCUGUACUGAAGGUGUCACAAGAAGAAAAGCGACAUCUGUUGGCGAAGCAAGAGCAACUCGAAGCAGAGUUGAAAGAAAUCAAAACAGCGCUAGAAGAGAAAACCAAAGAAAACGAAACACUCAACGAAAGAAUCAGAUCGCUGGAGAGCAUUGUGGAGAGAUUAGAAAGCGAGCGUUCGCAGUGGGAGCAAGAGACUGAGAACGCUCGCGAGGUGGCCGCGGCCAGGCAGCACCAGGUCACCACACUCACGGAACUGUUAGACGCCGCAAAGGCUAAGCUGGAAGAACGCCAAGGCGUAGUGGAAGGCGCGGCGGAGUUGGAAGCGGCCGCGACCACCGCGCGGAGGGAAGCGGAGGCAGCCGCGUUAAGAGCACACACGCUAGCGGAGAGGCUGGCCCAUGCUCAGAGACAGCUGGAUAGAGCGCAUUCCGACGCCCGCAAACUGCACGAUGACGCCUUGGUAUCCCGCAAUAACGCGAAGUCUACGAUAUCCGAAUUGGAGUUCCAACUGGAGCAGUUACGACAAGAAAAGUCGGCCCUGCAAGGCGAAAUGAAAACACUCCAAGACAACUUGGCCGAGUUGCAGAUACAGGUUCAAGUGACGUCAGAUGAGAAGCUAGCACUAAUGAGUCGGGCUGGGGAGGCUUUGGCGCGCGCCGCCGACGCUGAGAGGCAACUUCAAGACGCACGCGCUAGGAACGUACAGCUCACGCGCGAUAGAGAACGUGACGAAACCGAAUGGAAGCAGUUCCAAAGCGACCUCCUGAUGACGGUCCGCGUGGCCAACGACUUCAAAACCGAAGCCCAGAGGGAGCUGGAGAGACUCGUCUCCGAAAAUAAGAUCGCUAGAGACCGUAUCAGACAUCUGGAAGACCAAAUGCACUCCCUUAAAGGUGUUAACAAGUCAGACUCUGUGGAUAGCAUAAACCACUUCUCGGAUGAUGAAAAAAGACGAUCGGGAGACUCACUCUAUUCGGAUUCGCAAAGCGAUUCGUCAUCGAAAGACGUGUUCAAAAAUAUAAGGACUAGAUACCUUUCUAGAGUUCACAGCGUCUCAGACCCACCGCUAAUGAACGAAAGUAUCGUAGACCAAGCGUUUUUCAAACUCAAUAAUGUAUCAGACCCGAAAUCUGACUUCGAGGAAGUCCCUCCAACGAGCUUCACGUUCGAAAUAGAUAACGUGACGACAGACGAAACGAACGACGAUGAUUCUCAUAGAAACUCAUCGGAUAUUAUAGACGAGCCCGAGAAGAUACUAACUGAAGUAGCGAUACCUCCACUUGAGGACAAAGGGUUCGAGAGGCAAGACGCUGUUGACUUUUCUAGCGAAAAGAUCAAGAGACAAGAUGCUGUAGAUGAAUGUGAUCAUGCUCCGAAUGUGCCUGAUAAUGCUGACACUAAUGAUCUGAGUGCUAAUGUCAAAUGUAUUUCAAAAUCGGAAUCUGCAAACGUUGUGAAACCUAGAGAUAAUACCAUAUUUAGCAGAAGUCUUUCAGGCGUGUUCAAUGGUAAACCGAAGUCGUACAGCAUGGAAAAUCUUAACACUAAUACAGAAUACAAAGAUAUUUUACAAGAGGCUACUAGUAUAGAAUUUUUAGGGAAUAACAAUAACUAUAGUGAAUUGUCUUUGUUCACUGAAGGAUCGGAUAGUGUUUUUAGUUCCCCAAUCAGGAAAAAUACUAAUUAUACCUUGAAUAUUGGCAAAGCUAUCUCACAGCCCAAUAUCAGUAGUUCAAAUGUUGACACAGCUUCAAUAAAUGAUUCUGUUAUAGAUCAUGACAUUCCAAUCGUGAAAGCUGAAUCUAUUUUACCGUAUCCAUAUCCAGAUGAUAUUAAACCAACUCCUGUAGUUGAAUUUAUAAAGACAAAUGAUAAUAAACCUGUAGAACCCGAAACUCAAAUAGAAAAUGAUAUCCGAAAAGCUAACGAAGAUAUAAAAUCUAGUUUUAAAGCAGCCCUACAAAGAAUUACAGGUAGCAUAGGUAAAAAGUCACCAACAAACUCGGUUAAAGACAAAAGAUCACCAACCAACUCUAUAAAAGAAAAGAAAAUGAAAGAAAGCAAGAAAGAUGUAGAGAUAGACCAUAAAACAAGCGACAAAGAAGAAGAUACUAACGUUGAUGAAAUAAUGGAGUCAAAUCCUAUAAUACCGAUCAUAAAAGAGAAACCAAAGAUAAAGGAAAUCAUACCUAAAAUUGAGGUUAAAGAAAUAAUAGAACCUACAGUUAAAUCAGAUCCCAAUAUCAUAAUCAAAGUAACAGAAAGUACAAACCCCUUUCUAGAUGCUGCAAAAGAGCUGGAUGUAAAAGAUAAUGAGAUACCAAUAGAUGAAAACGUUAGUUAUCACUUAAAAAUUAACUCAUUCAACGAUGGUAUGCAACCUGAUAUUUCCCAAGCUGCUUCGCAAGCUGCCUCGACCUCGCAAGCUGUGACCAACUUCAAUCCGAGUAAUGCUGGUAUUAAUAGGUUAAAAACUUUCAUGACCCCCAUAAAAAUUAUGAAUGGAGGUUUCAUAGACCGUACAUCUCCCAUUAUUUUGAGUCCUGUCCUGAUACAACCUAUAUUUUUCAAACCACAGCAACAAGAACCGAUAGAGCCGAAAGUAGACGUAAAACGGGCCACAGUUUAUUACAAUGAUAUGGACCAGGUUGUUGUAGGAAAUAAGAAAAAAGUAAAAGAGCCACUCAAACUUCCAGAAACGUCUAACAUAGAUGAAAAACUGAAUGUUGAAAAGAAAGGAAUGUACCAGAAAAACGCAAGAGCAAAACAGUUGCCCUUCCUUUCGUGGAAAACGUUUGGGGUAAACGAAAAUAUACCGGAGUUAAAACUACGUUCCCCUAUACCAACCAUAAGUAAGUCGCCAGAACCUUUAACACCCGGUGUGGUGAAACUGACCAAACCUCCUGGCUGGCUGAUUGACAACCAAUAUUAUCAACCCAUGGAAAACGUCCCGUUCUUCAUCAAUACAAAGCAAAGUUUUACUAUGCCGAAGAAACCAGUGCAAGCAAAGAGAGAGAGAACAGGACAACAUCGACCAAUCCGUUUCUUCCGAUGAUCCCAUCUAGCAGAAGGUGUUCAGAACAAGAGAACUAUUAUGAAGAAAUAGGUGAACCGAGGUUUCCACCGGUGAUAUUGGAAAACAAGAAUGUUGCUGAUGACGAUAAAAUUUCAAGCAAAACCCGAACUGCUGAAGUUUUCCCUGCAUUGACUCGCGAAGAAAUACUAAAAGUGCCCAGAAGAGCAAAGAAACCUAAAAAAGAUGCACACUACGAAUCAAAUACGUUUGAUAAAGAUGUUGAAGACAGUACAAACAUAGUCAAAGAAAUGGCACACAUGACCAAGUCAGUUAUAUCGCUGUCCCGUUCGCCGAGUGCAAAAGACGCACCCAAGAAAUCAACUGGGUCCUUCGGGGAAUUGGUUCAGAACUUGGAAAAGAAGCCUCCAACGCCUGAACCUAAGAAUACUCCAGAGGUGCCGCUACGAAAGCAUUCUCUUCAAAACCAGAGAGCUGCUUCUAGUAUAGAUACAAAUACAGGGUCAUGGCCACGAGGACCCAAGCCGUAUUGGAAGACUUUGGAGCACAAAAGAC